UGAACUGAAAAAAAUUCUUUAACUGAAUAAUGAAUUCUCAUUUAUUCAACUUCUAUAUAUAUAUUAUAUAUAUAUUAGUGUAAUCUAUCAUUUUACUAAACAUACCAAUGUGAUUUUAUAAUUGUUUGUUGGCAAACAGAAUCUUUCAAUAUCAUAUAAAUAUAUAUAUAUACAUAACCCGUAGACAUUUUCAUACAUUUCUAGUUGAGCAGAACAAUGGAGGAAGCCAUCAUACAAUAUGAUGAGUUGAUUGCAAAAGGACAAUUUCAAAAAGCCUACGAUCUUGCUACAACCACCCUGGAAGUUCAUAAUCAAGUAGAAAUGUUAUGGAGGAAAGCUCAAGUCUGUUUUCUAUUUGUUUAUUAUGUGGAUACUAAACCAAGCAAAGAGAUUUGUGAGAAGUAUUUAACCGAGGGCAUGAAUUCUGCUAAACGAGCUGUUGCCGUCAAUCGAAACCAUGCGAAUUCGUUAACUUGGUAUGGCAUACUGUUGGAUGAAGUUAGCAAUCUCAAAGGUAUACAAGAAAGAAUGAAGAAUGUUGGGGAAUUAUAUCAAUUGUGGACGAAAUCUCAAAAAAUUGAUCCACAUAACUUUUUAACUGAGAGCAGUCUUGGAAUCUGGCAUUUUAUUAUGACAGAAUUUUAUAAUUCCAAACCAGAGUUUUUUCGAAAUACCAACUUCACUGGGAAUGAAUUCUCUUAUCAAAAGGCAUUGGAACAUAUGCUCAAGUGUGAAAGCUUGGCACCCGGUAGAUCAUUGAUAACAUUGGAAUAUUUGGCCAAGUGUUAUGCACGUCUCGGUGACAAGGAAAAGGCCAGGGAAGUUUGUCAGAAAGUACUCAAUCAUUCUGCUAGACAUGUAGAGGCACAAGAGGCCAAGAAGGCAGCUGAUGAACUGCUGAGACAGCUUAAAAGAUAAAUGAAUAAUGCUGAUAAUGUCAGUGACAUCAGCUAAACUACAAAUACUGACUGUUAUAAAUCGAUAAUUUUAAAGCGUUAUCAAAAUACACACUGGUGCUUAGCAAAAAUAUGCGGUGUUGUUAAAAUUCUAUAUUUUACAAAAAUAGAUUAUUACAACAUUGCUA
This is a messenger RNA of Trichobilharzia szidati, 1084 nucleotides long. The record is from the annotation of a GenBank genome assembly. Lineage: Eukaryota; Metazoa; Platyhelminthes; Trematoda; Strigeidida; Schistosomatidae.